Pezoporus flaviventris is the source of this 1041-nucleotide messenger RNA. RefSeq names its product tubulin tyrosine ligase like 10 (gene TTLL10). NCBI's taxonomy places the organism in Eukaryota, Metazoa, Chordata, Aves, Psittaciformes, Psittacidae. The record is from RefSeq and is a predicted model, not a curated record. Gene Ontology annotation, biological process: protein modification process.
GCAAACCCUCAAGAAAAACAGCCAAAAGAAGAGAUCCUGAAAGCACCAGGACCGUAUUUUUAUAUCAGUGGAUCUAAUGGAGCUAGGCUUGUGAGCAUCUAUUGCCAGCUAAGAGGCUGGCAGCGUAUCUAUGACACAAGAGAGGAUUAUGCACUGAAAUGGUGUGAAAUCAAGUGCCAGGAGACCUAUUACCAUUUCAAAGAAGUGUUGAAAUACUGCUCUCAUAGGUACACUCAGCACCCCUGGAAGGGAAGAAGUCUGAUGUCUGCUCUUAACCUCCUCAUUGCCUGCACAGCACCAUACCUGUUAUUCUUUGCCCAGGGUUAUGUCAGGCUGACCUGUGUCAACUAUGAUGCUGCUUCUGAUGAUCUGACUGCUCAUCUGACCAACCAGUACAUGCAGAACUCCCUGUACAGCCAGCUGAAAGAUGAGACCAUUUGGCGGAUGGAGCAUUUCAACAGCUACAUUAAUGAGAAGUUCAGAAAGUCCAAAGGGCUCCCCAAAGACUGGGGUUUCACUGUGUUUACUAAAAGGAUGAAGCAGAUCAUUUUGCAGUGCUUCCUGGCAGCCAAGCACAAACUGGAUUGCAAACUGGGCUACUUCAAUCUCAUCAGUUGCGACUUUCUAAUUGAUGAGAACUUUAAGGUCUGGCUUCUGGAGAUGAAUACAAGCCCAGCACUGCACACCAACUGCUUGAAAGACAUCAUCCCAGCUAUAGUCUAUGAGAGCCUUGAUUUGGUUCUUGAGUUUUUCAAGAAGUGCCUCAAAGGCCACAGGAUUUUGCCUUUAGAAACACUGUCAUUUUGUGCUUCACUGCAUCACGAGGAUGAUGCAGACCUGGGCCAGAAACAACCCUUAAAGCUUCAAAGUGGCCUGUAUAAAGGCCAAUACAUGCUGCCAAACAGACAGUGCCAGCCUGGAGAAAGUGCUGGAGAACUCUCCACAGAAGCCUGGUUGAACAAGAGAGGUUGCCUUGUUGGCCAGAAAGAAACACAACACUGUCCUGACUACACUACAUGUGUGGCUCUUCGACUGGCAUAG